AUGACGAGCCCCGUCAAGCGCCUCAUCCAGCGCCUCCAGCGCCUGCGAAAGCCCAAGGUCCAGGAACAGGGCCAAUCCAAGCCUCCUGUCCCGGCUAACCGCCCCCAGCAAGCUCAACAACCAAUCCGCGCCACCGCAGACACCCUGAGCAUUGACUUGGUGAACAACACCGACUCCAGCACCGUCUACGCCUACAUCACCGGCCAAGCCAUCGACAACGACAACGCCCUGUUCAUCCUGAAGGCUGACGGCGCCACCGCCUAUUACCCAACCUCGCCCUCCAAGGAAGGCGCCGAUCUCUCAGACGAUGCCUCGAUUCCGCUGGGUGCGCCAGGAUCGACCAAAACCGUCACCAUCCCCCAUCUUGCCGGUGCUCGCAUCUGGUUCUGCAUUGACGACAAGCUCACCUUCCUCCUGAACCCCGGACCUGCUCUGGUCACCCCGUCCGUGACCAAUAACUCUGACCCCAACAUCAACAAGAAGUGGGACUUCUGCGAAUUCACCUGGAACAGCGCUCAACUCUAUGCCAACAUCACCUACGUCGACUUCGUCAGUGUUUCGGUGGGCCUGAAGCUCACCAACACUGCGGGAGCCACCCAGUCGGUGACUGGAAUGGCCGAAGACGGUCUCGAUACCGUUUGCUCUGCUCUCACGACGCAGACCAGUUCCGACGGUGCGCCGUGGUCCAGUCUGAUUGUCAAGGACUCCAGCGGUGCCAAUCUUCGGGCCCUCUCCCCGAACAACGGCGCAGUCACGGGCAACGACUUCGGCACCUACUUCCAGGACUAUGUCGACCGAGUCUGGACCAAAUACGCCUCGGAAUCUCUGAGUGUCAACACGCAGGCGUCGUAUGGUACCGUCACAGGCAAAAUCACGGACAACCAGUUUGUCUUUGAUACCGAGACCUUCAGCCAGCCCUCAAGCGCCGACAUCUUCUCCUGCAGCACCGGGCCCUUUGCCAAUGCUUCUGGAAGCCAGCUUCGCAAUGCCAUUAUCCCGCGCCUGGCAGCUGCCUUCAACCGUAGCACUCUGUUGGUUGAUACCACCACACCGGCCACCAGCGUGGACGAGUACUACACCGACUCCAUCACCAACCAUUAUUCGAGGAUUGUGCAUGAAGCGAAUACAGACAAAAGGGGAUAUAGCUUCCCUUAUGAUGACGUAGCUCCCGACAAUGGCGUGGAUCAGUCGGGAAGUGUGUUCGAUGGGGCGCCGCAGGUCUUGACCGUCUACAUUGGGGGCAGUUCGACCUAG
Molecule: messenger RNA, 1254 nt
Organism: Diplodia corticola
Lineage: Eukaryota; Fungi; Ascomycota; Dothideomycetes; Botryosphaeriales; Botryosphaeriaceae
Product: glucanase b
Exons: 1
Coding region: 1-1254 (417 amino acids)
Source: RefSeq, a predicted model, not a curated record